This is a messenger RNA of Anolis carolinensis (green anole), 2796 nucleotides long. It is a transcript of the gene gdf9, whose product is annotated as growth differentiation factor 9. Gene Ontology annotation, cellular component: extracellular region. The record is from RefSeq and is a predicted model, not a curated record. The transcript is spliced from 3 exons. NCBI's taxonomy places the organism in Eukaryota, Metazoa, Chordata, Lepidosauria, Squamata, Anolidae. The coding region runs from base 241 to 1581 and encodes 446 amino acids. Gene Ontology annotation, molecular function: growth factor activity; cytokine activity.
UGGAAGAGCCCAUAAACACAGCUUGGCUCAGUUGUUGGGUUUUCUGGGAGGAAGCAGAAACGACGGAAGAGCAGCACGCACUUCUUCUGGCACGCAGAGGCUCCAGAACAGCAAGAGCUCUGUGAAAAGCUUUUUAUUUGGACAAAUCUAUCGCUAGUUUAGAAAACAAAGUUUGUUUCAUCCCCUAAAGAUUUCUGAAGUCUUGAAAGAUGGUAGGAGUAGAAACUGAAUCCUUGCCAAAUGGAGAACAACAGCAAACCGCUGCUGUUUUCUGGUGUUCUGUCUUCUCCUAGUCUUGGAGAUGAAGAUGACAUUCAGCCAUUGCUGAUGUCAGAGAUGGAAGCUUCCAAGGCGCCUCCAGAGUUGUUUCUUCCACCAGAUGUAGAAAAUGGCCGUGGUCCCCUGACUCCCCUUUUCAAGGUGUUGUCUGGCCACAGCCAUCAGGCACUGGAGGACGGCACCCCAAGACCACUACCAGAUGCCAGAGCCCUGAGAUACAUGAAGAGGCUAUAUAAAAUGUUUGCUACCAAGGAAGGGAUCCCCAAAACCAACAAAAACCACAUCUAUAACACAGUCCGGCUCUUCACUCCACAUGCUGAAUGUAAGCACCUGCCUAAAGGCCAAGUAGAAGGAGACCUUCACUCUGUGGACCUGCUCUUCAACUUGGACUGCGUUACUUCUAUGGAACACUUACUCAAGUCAGUCUUACUUUAUUCAAUUGAUAAGUCUGUUUCUAAAUCUUUGGCCAUCAUGUGCACAGGCAAUCUUAUUGUGAAAGAGCACGAUGUGUCCAGUCAAGUGUGUCCCAAUGUUCCACAUGCAAUGGCUUUCAGUCUAUACUUUGAGCUUAGACGCAAGUGGGUUGAGAUUGAUGUGACCACUUUCCUUCGACCUCUGAUAGCCUCCAACAAGAGAAAGAUUCACAUGGCUAUGAAUUUCACUUGUCUGAAAAAUGACCCAUCCCCUGGCUUUCAUCAGGAUUUCUUUAAUAUGGUGUUGGUAUCACCUUCUCUUCUACUGUAUCUCAAUGACACCAGUGAGCAAGCAUACCAUGGGAGGAACUCCCUCAAGCAAAAAAGCAACAACUCUCUGGGGCUUAAGCUGAAGAAGAUUCCCUCCACAGAUCCCAAUGAAAAGCCAGAAAAGGACUUCCAACAAAGCAAAAGAGCACUUCGUCAGCGGAGGGAUGAAGGCGGGGCUAAGAAAAACACACCAGUUCCAAUAUAUGAUUUAAGUCAGUACUACGAGCAGUUCCUCUUUCAUCAAAAUGAAUGUGAGCUUCACAACUUCUGGCUGAGAUUCAGCCAACUGAAAUGGGACAGAUGGAUAAUUGCACCCCACAAAUACAAUCCUCGCUAUUGCAAGGGUGAAUGUCCAAGGGUUGUUGGGCAUCGCUACGGCUCUGCUGUCCACACCAUGGUGCAGAACAUCAUAUAUGAGAAAUUGGACUCCUCUGUUCCCAGGCCUUCCUGCGUUCCUGCUGAGUACAGUCCUCUGAGUGUCCUGAAGGUAGAGCCUGAUAGAUCAAUUGUCUACAAAGAAUAUGAAGAUAUGAUAGCUACAAAAUGUACAUGUCGGUAAAGCAAACCAGAUUUAUUAAAGCUUGUAUUUCAGUCUAUAUUUCUAGAGUUAUCAAAAAGUAGCCUGCUGUUAGUUGCAAUGUAAGACUUAUGGAAUGGCAUGGCAGGCAUUUCCAUUUCAAUUUGUUUUUUGUUAGGACCUUCUAAUUUGCAGAAGACUAAAUGUGAGGUUGGGUGUAAGGAGGUUUCCUUGUUCUUGUUUUCAAAAUGGAAGAAUAUUCCAUUAAAUGUGUAAGAUUUUUGUGGGGGUGGGGGAGCACUGUAUUUCUCUGGAUGCAAAACAAGGAGAAUAAAUACCUGUCCUUUCAUGGCAAUUUUGUGUACUUCUUGUUUAGUAUUUCCAAUGUCAAAAAAUAUUUUUAUUUAAUAAAUUUUUAUGACAAGUGUCUAGGCACAAAGGGUUUUACUAUUGCUGACCUGUCAAUCACUUAAUUUUUAUAUUUAUUUUUAGUGAUUGAAACUGGUUGUCUGAGACAACUGCUGCUCUUUAUUAUGAUGACUACCAGAUGUAAAGGCUAUUUUAAAGCAAUGGAUAACCUUUUGUCAAACUCUGAAGGCUCUCAUGUUACAAAAGAAAGGAAAAUAGAGAAUGUCCUGGUUAUGUGUCUGGAGGUAUGCUUUUCUGGGACAUGACUAGGUAGGAUGUGUUUUUAGACAUUACAAAAUCUCUGUGUGAGGACAAUACAAAAGGCUAAAGCACUUCUGGAUACGUACAGAUUUGUUUAUACAUGUGCACGAGUGUAAAAAGUGUGUUGCAGUUUUCAACAAGCAAUGCAGACAUGGCCUCAUGCAAUCUUCAUACUAAAUUUAGCUUCAUGCAAACUUCCACACAGAAGUGCCCUCACACAAAUACUUUGUAAUGUGAGAAGUGGCCCUGCAUUUUAGAGAGCUUAAUUGGGGAAUGUAUCUUGUCUUAUGAACCUGUUCAGAAUAGAUUUGUAAAAUCUUAGAUUUGCCAUUUAGCAAUUUUUGAAUGUUGUUUCUAUUCUGGUUGGCUUAUGAACAGGGAACAUGAUUUCACUACAAGCAAGUUAAAACAUGAAGUUAUACUCCACUGCAAUAUUUUGUCAUACCUCUCAGUAAAAAGUGUGUUCUGCGGAGGUCAGCUAGCUUAAAGCAUUUUAAUAUUGCCUUUCUUCUGUUGCUGAACUGAAAUGCCAUUUGAGUGUACACACAAAUCUGAACACUUGCUAGAAAUAAAUGAAAAGCAGCUUCA